ACUCAAUGUUUUUGUCAGUCAAUCAUCUAAUUACUUUUGAGCCUGUAACAAAUGGCUGUAAUUUCUGACUGGUUAAAGUAAUAUUUCUGUGAAUAGUUCUGUUAAACACCUUUAAUUAAAGAUGUUGAAAGGUCUACACUUCAGUUAGAAUUUAAUUGCCUUCUUUUCCAAACAUGGUGGUGGUAUACAAAGGCAAAAAUAUGUAUGCCCCUGACUGUCUAUUUUUAGUAGAAAAACUUCCAGGGCAAAAAGAUUUUUGUUGUUGUUGUAAUAUUCAGCUGUUUUACAGAAAUCAGUCAAUGGAUUUUCCCAGGUCACUACAUAUGUAUCUGUUCAUUUUGCUUUGCAAGUUGGAAAGGUUUCAGAUUGUUAGUCUGGAAUGUUUUAUAUAUCCUUUCCAGAAGAAUCCCCAAAACCUGAAAUCCAUAUUAACGGUGGUUUUCUGUUUUUGUUUCUUUGUUGUUGUGUUUUCCAGUUGUUUGUCCCUGAUUCUCCCAGUGCUAUAAACCAGACCCAGCCGAAAAAGCCAUCCAACAAUUUUAUUCUCUGCAGCUCGUCCUGUUUUUCUCUCUCUUUGUCUCUGUCGCUUUCUUUCAUUCUCUUUCAAUAAAAUGUUGAUUACAGAUUCACCCCCUGGAUUCUCACAACAUCCACUAUUUCGUUAUUUUCUUUCUUUCUCAUUAUUAUAAAAAGUGGGCUUUUGCUGGCAGGUCACUCUCAUGCUUGUUUUCAUCUCCUGCUGGUGUUUCUUACUGCUCCUCACACACAUUCACACACAGAAGUCAUUUCAAGUAGCUAUUAAAUGGAUGCCAGCAAAAACCCCUUUUGAAACAAAAGUCGGCUGUAUUUUUGUAAUUUCCAGUACCUAGUGUAAGUCAGCCCAUUAAUAAUGCAAGUGUCCUUUGAUGUUGAUCCCGAAAUCAUAAACUCUGUUUUGUCUAUUUUGAUGUUUCUGUGUGCUUUGUAGCGAAGCGGUCGACGCGAGUCGCUUGUUCAUAAAACAGCUAAUGAAAAUUGAAAGCAGCAUCCCCUGGACAACCGGCUGUGUGCUUGCUUACAUUUGGUUCAUGACUUAGAAAAGUUCAGGAGUGAUCCCUGAUGAGUCCAAAGCCCUGUCGCUGAUGGCUCCAGCCAACGCCGUGGCAGGAAUGUUGCCAGGCGGCGGACUUCUUCCCACACCCACUCCAGUGCCAUCUAUUGGUGGAGUUCCUCUUGGCUCUCUGGCUGGACCUGGCAUGGAUGCUAUGGCAGCUUUAGGCAUUCCUGGACCCAAUAUGAACCCUCAGUCGUUGUCGGCGGAGCAGAUUAUGAAACUCAUGGCGUCAAUGGAUCCCAAGUUAAAUCCCUUGGCUGCUGGAUUAAACCUAAAUGCCGGACUCAAGGCGGAUGCGUCCAACAAGGAGAUUGAGGAAGCCAUGAAGAGGGUGAGAGAGGCCCAGUCUCUCAUCUCUGCUGCCAUCGAGCCUGGAAAUAAGAAGGAUGACAAGAGGAAACAUUCAAGGUCAAGUUCGAGGUCACGCAAGAAGAGAUCCAGGUCUCGCUCCAAAUACAGGCGUUCCAAGAGCCGGUCACGGCGACGGUCCCGCUCCAGAAGCAAGAGGAGAUCCAAGAGCCCUCGCAGGAGGAGAUCUCAUUCUAAAGACAAACGGAGGCGCUCCAGGUCGAGGGACCGGAGGAAGCGCUCGAAAACACCACCGAAGAGCUACAGCAGCAGCAGACGCUCGCGCAGCAGCAGCCGCAAGCGCCACAGAAAGAGCCGCAGCGCCUCCCACUCGCCGAAAAAGUCCAGAUCUCCAAAGCGGAGGCUCUCCAGAUCCCCUUCUCCCAGGAGGCAUAAGAAGGAAAAGAAGAAGGACAAGGAACGGGAAAGAGAGCGGGACAGAAAAGAAGACCAGAACCGAGACAAGAGAGAACGUUCCACCAGCAAGAAGAGCAAAGACAAGGAGAAGGAGCGAGACAGGAAGCCAGACGGCGAGAAGAGCGACGUGAAGGUGAUCCGGGAUUACGAUGAAGAAGAGCAAGGCUACGACAGCGAGCACGAGGAAGAGCGGGAAAGGAGCCCGGAUAUGGCGCCGUCUCCGCGCACCGACAACACUAGGAGAGGAGGGUCAGACCAGCACAGCGACGAUCAGCAGCAGGACGAAGACAUGGACAUGAGUGACUGAAGGCAUGCACAGGAGCGGCACGUGAUUCUGUCACAUAAUCUUUUAGAAACCUGCUCAUGUAACAUUUAUGAUUCUUAAAUGAAAAGUGAUAUAGUUUGGCCAAAAUCGAUUUCAUUUUUCUCUUAAAGCAAAUGUCGUCCGUUAGACCAGACGUGUUCAGUGUCUACGGUUUGCUCCGUUAGUUUUCUACUGGAAUGAGACAAACGAUGCGUUUUGAGUUGUGUGUGUGUGUGUUUCUAUGUGUGUGUGAAA
Molecule: messenger RNA, 2417 nt
Organism: Clarias gariepinus (North African catfish)
Lineage: Eukaryota; Metazoa; Chordata; Actinopteri; Siluriformes; Clariidae
Gene: srsf11
Product: serine and arginine rich splicing factor 11
Exons: 11
Coding region: 1122-2165 (347 amino acids)
Cellular component (GO): nucleoplasm
Molecular function (GO): RNA binding
Source: RefSeq, a predicted model, not a curated record